This is a messenger RNA of Dreissena polymorpha, 1461 nucleotides long. Its product is annotated as pyridoxal 5'-phosphate synthase subunit SNZERR-like. The record is from RefSeq and is a predicted model, not a curated record. Gene Ontology annotation, biological process: pyridoxal 5'-phosphate biosynthetic process; pyridoxine biosynthetic process; amino acid metabolic process. Gene Ontology annotation, molecular function: amine-lyase activity. NCBI's taxonomy places the organism in Eukaryota, Metazoa, Mollusca, Bivalvia, Myida, Dreissenidae. Bases 72 to 1085 code for a protein of 337 amino acids. The transcript is spliced from 7 exons.
AUUGAGAUAGAGGUUGUAGACGUCUUCCACUAACAGCCGAUUUUUAUAGUUAAGAAGGCUGAAUACCGAACAUGACGGAGAAAAUUACCAAUGGUUUCCAUGUUACGAACCUGAUUGGUGCGAAUGAUCGUCCCAAGGCGGGUCAGACGGGCACAUUUAAGGUGAAGGCCGGCCUUGCUCAGAUGGCCAAAGGGGGGAUCAUCAUGGACGUCACCAACGCAGAGGAGGCUCGAAUCGCCGAGGAGGCCGGGGCAUGCGCAGUGAUGGCGCUCGAGAGGGUUCCAGCAGAUAUCCGCCGGGACGGAGGUGUGGCCCGCAUGUCGGAUCCCAAGAUGAUCAAGGAGAUAAUGGCGGCGGUGACGAUACCGGUGAUGGCGAAAGCACGUGUGGGGCACUUUGCUGAAGCGCAGAUACUCGAGUCACUGGGGGUGGACAUGGUCGACGAGUCCGAGGUGCUGACUCCUGCAGACGAAACAAACCACAUCAACAAGCAAGCCUUUACAGUUCCGUUUGUGUGCGGUGCACGUGACCUGGGUGAGGCACUGCGCAGAAUCGCCGAGGGAGCAGCUAUGAUAAGAACAAAAGGACUCGCGGGGACUGGUGACGUGGCGGAGGCGGUGCGCCACCAGCGCAUGAUCAAUAAGCAGAUCAAGAUGGCUCAGUCGCUGGACGCAGACGAACUCUACAGCUACGCCAAGGAGCUCCGUGUGCCCAUCGAUCUACUGCAGAAAACUGCGGAGCUCGGUCGUCUUCCGGUGGUGAACUUCGCUGCGGGUGGAAUAGCUACCCCGGCGGACGUGUCUAUGAUGAUGCAGCUUGGAGUGGACGGUGUAUUUGUUGGCUCGGGUAUAUUCAAGAGCUCGGACCCAAAGCCGCGGGCCGCUGCCAUGGCGCAGGCGGUGACCCAUUUCAACGAUGCUAGAAAGCUGGCGGAGUUGAGUACCGACCUCGGACAGGCCAUGCUCGGUGAACCGCGAAACGACGCCAUCAAGAAGUAUUCGAACAACUGGACGCGCGGGGAAGCGGACCAAUCCAAGAUAUGGAACGCCACGCUCGGGACGCCGCAAAACCACGCGUCUUAUUAGAUGUGAGGGCGCGAGGGGGGGGGGGUAGGGGGUUAGUUAUUGUUCAGUCAGCGGAUGUUAUUUAUAGUUAAAGCUGAAUAUAUGUUUACAUGUGUAUACGUAUAAUGUUAACCGAUACAUAUUAAGUAUGAUUUUAUGAUUUUCAUUACGAUGAUGGGACAGAAUGUGUGCUUUAUAAGUGUUAUGAAUGCAGUAUGUGAACGGACCAGCACAAUUUUGAAAACUGAAUUAUCUUAUAGAUGCUUCAAAAUACUGUAUAUUUUAAAUGUUUGUACAUAACUCGUGAAUGCACAUUUGGUUUCGUUUAAGUUUUGAUUACAUAUUAACACUUGCUAUGUGUGUAUAUAUGUAUAUGAUUAAAAUCUGUACUAUGUCA